Peniophora sp. CBMAI 1063 is the source of this 1287-nucleotide messenger RNA. The record is from the annotation of a GenBank genome assembly. NCBI's taxonomy places the organism in Eukaryota, Fungi, Basidiomycota, Agaricomycetes, Russulales, Peniophoraceae.
AUGGCUGAACGCCCCGCUCCUCGCUCCGGCCUGAUUCUCUCAGUCAAUGCGGGGUCUUCAUCACUAAAGAUAUCCGUCUACCGCCUCUCUCCGCCCGGAACGUUCGGAGAGCCAGUUCAACUUCUCAUUGACGCAUCGCUAUCCUCUAUCAGCAAAGAUGCCACGUUCUCGUUCUCUGCGGCCGACGAAAGCAUCAAAGCCGAGUCCUGCAAGAACGAACCGGCGAAGGACGUGAACGACCACACUACAGGUUUCGCUUACUUCCUCGAUCAUCUCAAGCAGGCGGCGGGCAUAGACCGCGAGAAGAUAGUUCACGUCUGCCACCGUAUCGUGCACGGUGGGAGAUAUCACACGCCUAUCCUGAUCACCGAGCAAGCGUAUCACCACCUCGAGCGUCUUUCCGACCUCGCACCAUUACACAACGGCGCAGCUCUCUCGGUGGUCCAUGCCUGCAUUGACGCUUUGCCGCAUGCAAACUCUAUCGCAUACUUUGACACGGCGUUCCACCACCACAUCCCGCCCCACGUCGCUUCAUAUGCGAUCGACCAGACUAUCGCGCGCAAGAAAGGCUUGCGCAAAUACGGCUUCCACGGGUUGAGCUAUGCAUAUGUACUCAGAGCUGUUUCGCAGUACUUGAAGAAGGAUAAAGAAGACACUUCCCUCAUCGUUUUGCAUCUCGGAUCCGGAGCCUCCGCCUGCGCCAUCUAUCACGGUCAUUCACGCGAUACGUCCAUGGGUCUAACUCCCGCAUCUGGCCUACCGGGCGCAACACGCGCCGGUGCGAUCGAUCCGACCCUCAUCUUUCACUACACCCACAAAGCCGGGAAGAUCACCCACUCUAAAGCGGGCAUGCGCGACGUCGGCAUCACCGAAGCCGAAGAAAUCUUAAACAAGCGCUCUGGGUGGAACGCGCUAGCUGGUACCACGAACUUCGCCGACAUCGUCAAGCGCCGUGAGGAGGACGAAGGCGCCGCACUUGCCUUCGAUCUCUUCGUCGACCGGAUACUCGACUUUGUUGGCGCGUACUUCUUGAAGCUUGGUGGGCAGGUCGACGCGCUAGUGUUUUCCGGUGGUAUUGGAGAGCGCUCGGUUGAGUUGCGUGAGACUGUUGCGCAGCGAUGCGAGUGCCUUGGGUUCGGGUUGGAUGCGGAAAGGAAUAAGGGCGUGGAUGAUGCUGAGGGAAGUGUCAUACCGAUAGGCGAGAAGCUAUUGGUUUGUCGCACGGAUGAGCAGAUCCAGAUGGCGCGGGAGUGCGCGCUCGACAUCAGGUUCUGGGAAAACCCGUAA